Messenger RNA from Portunus trituberculatus (swimming crab), 3551 nucleotides. RefSeq names its product acyl-coenzyme A diphosphatase FITM2-like. Lineage: Eukaryota; Metazoa; Arthropoda; Malacostraca; Decapoda; Portunidae. Bases 328 to 1593 code for a protein of 421 amino acids. The transcript is spliced from 6 exons. The record is from RefSeq and is a predicted model, not a curated record. Gene Ontology annotation, cellular component: endoplasmic reticulum membrane. Gene Ontology annotation, biological process: lipid storage; phospholipid biosynthetic process; lipid droplet organization.
AGAGAGAGAGAGAGAGAACACAGGACUAGCAGAUGACGCAACAAAACAGUGUGUCAGCUGAUGAAUGCUCCUUACUAACCAGCCCAGCCUUCCCUGCGCCCCACGAUGUAACACACGUGAUGGGGGCCACGAUAGGGGCGUCAUGAUGUUAACUGACCAUUACGUGAACAUCUGACAUCCCUUAGCUGAAGAGGAGGGUAAAGCCAGCCUGCCAGAAAUAGACUUGGCCGCGUCCCCUGCGGCCUGCAUGUCAAUGGCUCCCUGCUCCGCCCGCGACCCCGGCAAGGGAUAAACGACCGUCCGAGGGAUUGACUGUGGCCAAGCAGGAUGCCAGCUGCCUCCUCCUCGGGUCUCAAGAGGAGCCGACCUGCCUCUCAGAGUGUAAGAUGCGGGAAGCAGCCCAUAGAGAAGGGGCGGUGGGCGGCCAAGGGCACCAAGCCUCUGCCUGAACAAGCGUCCGUGAAGUACGUGUUAACGCUUAUCGUGGUUCACGUAUGUCGUAAGGUGCUGUUUAUCCCCACCGAGGUGAAGGUGAUGCUCUACUCCUUGGGUCUCUUCUUCGGCUCCCUCGUAUGUGACUUCCUGCCCCUGCCCAACGUGUACAUGGGCCAGCGAGACAAUGUGUUCAACGUCUACUAUGUCAAGGUGGCGUGGGCAUGGCUGUUGCUGGUGGUGGGCUCCUUCAUCCUCCUGACCAGUGCCACCAUCGGCUGCGGCCACAGGGAGAUCAUCAAGAGGAACAUGUCGCGUCUGCUGGUGGGGACCUUCAUGUGGUACUUCUGGAGCCAGUGUUUCUUCGGCUAUGUGGAGAACCGCACGGGAUCCUGCCUGGGCAAAGCCAUCAUCAGGAACAAGAUUGAUUGCAACUCUGCAGGCUUCCACUGGCACUCCUUUGAUAUUUCAGGUCACGCCUUCCUGCUGGUCUACAUCAACUUGUUCAUCCUGGAGGAGGCCAAGACCAUAGAUGGCUGGGAGGGAAUUCGAGACCAGAUCCGCAUGGAGGACCACCACCGAGGAGAGGUCCAGAACCCCGGGGAGACCAAGACCGUGCUGGACAGCCUCACCCCCUACGACAUGGCCAUACUCAAGAUGAAUUAUGAGCAGUUCACGCCAUACAUCCGCUGCAUCUUCUGUGUGAUGACCAUGAUGAGUGUGCUGAGUGACGUGAUGCUUGUGUGCACUAUCAUCUUCUUCCACACCAUGCCGCAGAAGGUGGCCGGGGGCGCAAUAGGCAUUGCCGUCUGGUUCCUUACGUACAGAGUAUGGUUCAAGAGAGAUGCAUCCCCUGGUCAGCCUGGCUGUGGCCUCUUCCAGUACCAGAACAUGAAGGAGAAGACCAAAGAGGUUCCCCUCAGAAGACGCUCCUCAAUAUGCAAGGAUCACCGAGACAACCUGCCAAUGUUCAUGGGGAUGCCUCUGUAUGGUCUGAAGAAGGAAAAGGAAGACAAGAAGAAGGAAGAGAAGAAGAGGGACUAUGAGAGAGAAGAGGAGAGGUCCAGCAUGGAUGACUAUGGAGAGGGAGGGGAGGGGAGGGGACCCUCCUGGACUGGCCCACACGGGGACUCUGCCUCCAGUCGGUCCUGGAGGAGGUAGGAUUACCUCACCUUGUGUCCUUAUGUGCGUCCUUUUAGGUUUGUGUCAUUUAUUAAUUUUUGUGUUGUUUGUUCCAGCAUCUGUAGUGAUUGGUUGUGGAUGUUCUUGUUCUGUACGACAUCCAUCCUUGUGCUUGUAGAUUACUCAUUUUGGGCCUUAAUAAGUUGAGGCAGUGAGUGUAAACAUUAAUGAAUCUCAGUCAUGCAUAAAUCAAGUCUCAUUUAGUGACACUUUUGAAUACAGGCUUCUGAUCUCUAGAAUUCAGCCCCUUAAUUUUUGGAAACCAUCUGUACUUUGUACCACAUGAGGUCACAGAGCGUUAGGGUGGAUCUCGUGCCUGUCAUGAGCUGGGUCACAACUAGACGGUGAAUGUCACAGUUUUCAGGUUUCAACAGCUCACAAAUGGACAAUAGUUAUAGUGACAGGGUGUCUGUUUUGCCUCUGCCUUCCCUUUCCUUACACAUUUACACAUAAGACAAGUUAUUGCUAAUAGUUUUUAUGUAUGGAGGGAAUGGCUGGUCACUCAGAAUUCUUUUACUUGUAUACACAUUCUUUCCUACUACAAGUCAGUGAGAAAAAACUGAGUGCACAUGCCAGCAGCCCAGUGUGGUUGUACCUUGUCCAGGCAGUGCAGGAUUGCCUCUACACGCAUCUCAUGACAAUUCAGCAAAUGAAGCUGUGAAGUUUGCUGGAAGGUUUUUUGCUGGCCACCAAGCAAAGACAUUUUUUUUCUGUUUUUGUGGUGGUUAUGUGACUAUAUUGAAAGUGCUGCAGCAUUUAUUAUCAUUUAAAGGGAGAUACAUGUCCAUCCUUUCAUGAAUGGGUCUGGGAUUUUUAUUGAUGAUACAGUAUGGCCUGGAUGAUGAAAAGCUUCAUUCAUCACCUCAGUUCCUUGCUUCAAGAGGCUAAUUCUUUAUGCAGAUCAGCUAAGAUUUAUGAAUUUUUAUAUCAGUCAAGUUUAAUUUCACACAUGCUCCUGAAGUCACAAAUCACAUGCAUGAAUAUUUGGAUAACAUAAUAAUAUGCUAAGAAAUAGGUGACUAAGAUAUCCUUGAAAUACUCCAUGUUUUUUCUCUCUCUUUUCUAGUCAACAGUGUCUGCAACAUUUACAACCAGCACAAUAAGAUGUACAAAAACAUUACUCUUACAUUACGUCAGCAGUCAGCGGAGGCCAAUUCUCAUUCAUCUGCAUAAUGCACAAAUCUAGUCAGUCUAGUCAGCCUCAAAGCAUUGUACUUUUCUAUGGUUUGAUGUAAGUUUUCCUUAACUGGCAACUCUCUGAGGGUCAUCCUGCAGGUCAUAACGUGACUCAGCAGACAAAGCCCCAGCAUUGUGAUAUUAUGAUGAGUCCAGGUGAUAUCCUUCCUCCCAGUGGGUUUAUGGUCCAGUCACAGUCAUUUGUAGAAUAACACUCUCUACUCGCCAAGUGUUUAGUAUUUUCUUCAGUCCCAAAUCCUGUGAUUGUCAAAUUUUGUAAGAUUGACAACAUACCAGAGGACUUGAGAUGGGAGGGAAAAUGUAAAACACUGGAAGUGAGUGUAGGAUGUUACUUGUCAUCUGAUCUCUGUUUAAAGCUGUGUCUACGAGCAAUCCGAGCAGCUGUAGUUCAUGUGCAUGUACUCCAGAGGAUGAGGGAUGUCUUGGGGACCUCCACCACUACAUAAGCUAGUCUGAUGCAGUAUUUUCAGCUUCCUCCUUGGUGGGGAACAAAGGCACUGGAUUGUUGGGGUUGAUCAUAGUGACUUGUGCCUUUUGCAUACUUAUUCACAAGUCAGUUUGUGUAGUUUGUCUUUAGAGAAGGUACACUUGUAGCUACACAGAUGUGUUUGAAUCAUUUCUUAUUUUCACAAGUAUUUUUCUAAUGCUAGCCACUCCUCCUGGGAGUUUAGCAGAUGGAUGACAACUACAGAAGUGAAUUUGAAUGUUCCGUGCCAUUAAAUACAUUUGAAUAUCUCUCC